Messenger RNA from Loa loa (African eye worm), 234 nucleotides. RefSeq lists its product as hypothetical. NCBI's taxonomy places the organism in Eukaryota, Metazoa, Nematoda, Chromadorea, Rhabditida, Onchocercidae. The record is from RefSeq and is a predicted model, not a curated record. Bases 1 to 234 code for a protein of 77 amino acids. The transcript has a single exon.
AUGGAACAUUUAGAGCAAUCCGGUAUACCAGCAGUGGGUAAACAUUUUCCGGAAAUUUCUUUAUAUAAUUUUAAAAGAAAAAUGAUAAAUUCGAGGAAAAAGAAGGAACAAAAGGAACUUGAAAAACGCAUUGCGGAUGACAAUACCGCUUAUUUCGCUGUGCCAGCAACGGAUCAGCACUAUGUAAACAAUUUAACAUUACGUGUGUCGGAAGAACAAAAUCAACAAGUAUGA